AUGGGAACAAUUGAAUUAUUUCACUUAAUCAUUGGUUCUAAAAGAUUUGCAAGACAAUGGGUGAAAGUACAACGUUUCUUUUUCAAGAAUGAUGAUAAGGACACUAGAAAUUAUGAUCAAGUUAAGAAGAAGGUAUUUAGGAUUGAAAAAGACACCAAGCUUAAAUUGCAAAACUUAACAUUGGCAGAAACUGGACUGCAAUUGAAAAUUACUGAAUCUAACUCUAUUAAUGAAGAGUCUAUUAGUAUUUAUAAUAAGGUUUCAAUAACCGAAGAAGAGUUUCAACAAAUCUAUGAACCUAUUAUUAAGUAUUUUGGCCUAGACCAAGCCAUCAUGAUUACUAAAUUUAAUAUGACGGAUACAACCUACAAGUAUAACAACAAGACCUUUACCUAUAUUAAAGGGGAUUAUUCUAAUGAAAUUACUUCUACUAUUAAUAUUUCUACUAAUAAUGUAAUAAAUUCAUUGCUACUAAGUGAUGAACCCAUUGUAAUUCAAUUAAGUGAAUUAUUCAAUAUUUUCAAUAAUCAAUCGAUUGAUGGUAAUAAUGAAUCACUUGAUCAAAAUGAUAUUAAGGAUUUUUAUAAUAUGGAAGAAAGAAAGAAUUAUUUUCAAAGUAUUGAUUUAACAUGUAAAAAAUCCUUAAACUUGAAACAAAUGAAUCAUAUUGGUAAAGUGAAGAAGAUUUGUAAUGUUAUAAGUGAUGAUUCUAUUGAUAUUAAUAAUUCUAUUGACAAUAUCAAAUUAAUCCUUCAUUUAAAGGAAACAAAUGUAUUGGAUGAUUAUAAAUCCAUUAUUAUUCAAUUAAAUAAUUCAAAAGAAAUAGUUAACGAAUGGUUUCAAUUUGAUAAGUUUAAAAAGGACGAUUUUAAAAUUGCUUCCUUAAAGACUAAACUUCAACUUAUCAACUAUUCUAUUAAAAAAAAAUUUAAACUUGAAAAGAAUAGAUAUUUUGGAAAAAACAUUCAACUAUUCUAUCCUCGUAACAAUGAACAAUUACAAUUCUUUCAAAAGGAAAUUGAAUUCAUUACAAGAAUAUUCAAUCUUCCAGAAAUGUUAUCCAUCUACGAUAAUAACAGUGAGAAUGAAUUGUAUUCUGAUAAUUUUCAAUUUCCAGAUGACACACCCUGUAUUUACAUUAUGGUAAUAUUUGUUAAAGGAAAGUUUUACUUUCAAUUUGGUGAAACUUCUUCUUGGAUUCGUAGAAUGAAUAGUUAUGAUACUGGUGCAGAAAGAUUAAUUGAAAAACUAUUGAGAAUAUGUGAUUUUGCAUUUUCUCUUCCUCUAAAGGUCAAUAUAUUGGGAAAGAAUGACCGUUUAAUAAUGGAAGCCAAUUAUAUUGCUCACUAUUUAAAACAAAAUAAUAGACUAACACUAUUGUUAGCCAAUAACAAGUUGGAAUCUAAAAUGGACAUUGUUACUUCAAAUAAUGAUGAUUCCAAGUUUUAUAGAUUAUGUACAACUGGUAUCUUACUAAAAUCCAUUAACAAGUAUAUUAGAUAUGGUAAUGAUCGUAUUUCAUUUAAAUUUCUUCCCUUUCUUGAUAGAAAUCAAGAACUCUUAUUAAGAAUUAAUAUGAAUACCUUACUAUUAGAGAAUCUAGUAAUUUGGUUACCUUGUCUCAACAUCAUGUCAUCAUUAAGGCAAAGAAUUGUUACACCAAAGAAGAAUACAACAACUUCAUCCACCUCAGCUCCUUCUUACGCUACUGCAAGGAAAAGGGCUAAGAAAACUUCAAGUGAUUCAUCUGAAUCCCGUGUUGAUAAUAACAACAAUGAUGCUGACAAUAACAAUGAUGCUGACAAUAACAACGAUAUUGGCAGCGACAACGACGUUAGCAGCGACAACAAUACCAACAACAACAUUGAGGCUGAGGUUGAAUUAGCUACUCCCAAUCUUCUUGAAGGUAGCAACAUGGAGGAACCUUCUAAGCCUUCAUUGAAACGUAAAGUUUCUUACAGUUCAUCUUUUAAGCAGAUGAUUAUUGAUGCUUAUAAAGAUUUAUUUAAUGUCAACCUCAAUCCAUCCAUGGAUGAAGCUGAUCUUUACGCAGAACUUGUUAUUGCUAGCUCGGAAGGUUAUGAUGAUGAAGCUGAUUUAGAAUCAAGAUUUAAAUACUUGCAAAAGCAAUUCUCUUCCGUCCUUCAGCUAAGAGACGCUCCUUUCCAGAAUAUGCCUGCCAUUAAAACAGAAGGUUAUAAACUUCUAUUUGAUAGAAUCAACAUGAUUAAGAAUACAGUUGACUCUGUAAGAUCAUCCACUGAAUUCUCCUUGACAAACAUUUUGGAAGCUUUAGAAUUAUCAUCAAUUCUUUCCCAAUUUUGUUUAAUGAGUAUAAAAAUGGGAAUAGAAGAAAACUUCAAAGCUGCAAAGAAGUUUUGUGAUAAGUUUGAGUCAGGUGGUUCCAUCUACGAUAUCACAUCCAAAACUAGAGAAAAGUGUAUUAAGAAAGCAAGGGGAUCCUCUAGA
This is a messenger RNA of Naegleria gruberi, 2469 nucleotides long. RefSeq lists its product as uncharacterized. The transcript has 3 exons. The annotation marks the transcript as partial. Lineage: Eukaryota; Heterolobosea; Eutetramitea; Acrasida; Naegleriidae. The record is from RefSeq and is a predicted model, not a curated record.